GUUACUUUUUUGACUUCAAGAGUCUUUCUUUUAUGUCUACAAAUAUGGCUGAUGAAAGGAGUAUUUCUCGUCUUGACCUACGUGAUCGUUAUAGAAGUCAAAGUAUAGAUGGCUCAGAUUUAAUAUCUGAAUUAUCCAUUGUCCAUGCACAAAGGACAUCAAGUGAAUUUGCAUUAUCAUCUGCUCAAAUUAAACACGAGUCGAAAAUAAAAAAUUUAAAAACUGAAAAGGAGAUUAUUGAAUCAGAAAGGAAUAACUUAGCUAACGAGCACAAUUCUUUAAAAAGAAAAUAUCAACUAUUAGAAUUUGAGAGAAGCCAAGAUCAGUCAAAAAUGAAAAGUUUUCAACGUAACCUUGAUGAUCGUAUAAAUUCUAUUAUUCAAUCAUCCAGUAGCUUUGGAUCAUCAUUGACUUUAGAAACUGAACGUUUAAGAGAUGAAGUACUUAAUUAUGAAAAAAAAUUUACCGAUUUACAAAUUGCUCAUUCUCAACUUCAAAUAAGAGUCAAAGAAUUAGAAGCUUUACUAGAUUUACGUUCACAGCGAUUAAAAGAAUUAGAAAUGUAUGUAGAAGAAAAAUCAACUGAAUUGAAAGAAUUAUCCGAAUUAAAAGCAACAGUUUCCAAGUUAACUUCAGAGAAAACAAUCUUAGAAGAACGUAUACUAUUAGAAUCGAAUCGUACUAAAAUGCCAGAAGGUUAUGAUCGAUUUAUGAAAGGUGCUAGUUAUAUAGCAAAAUUAGAAAUGGAACAUGAUCGAUUAAAAAUUGCAUUUAAAAAUCUUAGUCAAGAACGUGCUAAAUGGCUUAUUACGGAUGAAGAAAAUUCAGAAUUACGCAAUCAAGUGGAAAUUUUAAAAAAAUGGCGUGAAAGAGCAUUAAUUGCUGAGAAUACCCUACUUGAAAAAGAAACAUUCAUGAAUAGUAUAAUAUCGAAAAAUUGUUCACCUAUAUCAGAUAAUCAUUCAUCUAUAUCAACUAUAAGAAGAUUAGAACGUGAAAAUGAAGUUUUAUUAGCAGAACAAGGUGAAAUCAAUGCAAAAAACAAAGAAUUAUUAAUCAUUUUAAAAGAAACUCAAAAUGAUCAAACUCAAUUAAAUAAUCAUUUACAAAGUAUUCUAUGUAAAUUGAAUGAUUUAAAACAAAUAUGUAAAAGAGGUAAUCAAAUUGUUCAACUUUUAACGAAGGAACAUAAUUUAUGUCAAAAUUUAUUCAAUAGUUAUAUAUUACGUGAGAAUGAUACAUUCAAUAUUCCAUUAGAAUAUCAAAAGUCAAUGUCUAAUUUCAAUGAAUUAUUCAAUGAUUUCAAUGAAUAUUAUAAUGAAUGUACAAUUUGUUUGAAUAAUUUAUUCAAGUUAACAGAAAAGAUAAAUAAAACAAAUGAUUCAUAUACUGAUUCACCAUUAUUAAAUUCUUCAACAUAUGAAGAAGAUAGAGAGUUGGUGAAAAAAUUACGACAUCAAAUAUCUGAAUUAGAAGAGAAUAUUGAAACAUUACAAAUGAAAAAUAAGGAAUUAGUUGAUCAAUUAGAGAUAUAUAAUAUGCAGGGUAUGUGCAACACAGGAACGACUAAAAUUUUAACUUAUAAAUACCACCCGGGAGAAAUAAUUAAACAGGAUUUAUCAAAUGAAAUUACUGAAUUACGUUUGUUAACUGAACGUCAACGCCAACGUAUUCAAGUUUUAGAAGAACGUAUUAUACAUUUAUCAGAGAAACGUGAUUGUCAAAAUCAAAAUAACGAUGUAACUAUGGAAUUAGAUAUUACUAAUACUGUAGAAAAUCGUAUACGUUCCAAUCCUGAUCCAUUAACAGAACUUGCAGAAGUCAAAGAAGAACUUCGUGUUGAACGUUUACGUAGUGAUCGUUUAAUGGAAUUAUUUGAUAAAGCAAAAAUAACAUUUCGUACAUCAUAUCGUGAUCUAUUAGGUUAUCGAAUUAAUAUUCAAUCAUGUGGAGAUUGUCAAGUUUGUCCAGUGUUUACUACAAAUAAAGAAGAUACUUUAUAUUUUAAAAAAGUCGAUGGAAAAUUUGAAUUAGUUGAAAAUAAUUUUACUAAAUCAUUACCAGAUAAUAUUUAUCAUUAUUUAAAUGUAAAUCAUUCUAUUCCAGGUUUUUUAGCUUCAAUCACUUUAUACUACUUACAACAGAAUACACUUUUAAUAUAAGAUCCAUGUUAUAGGUAUAAUGUAUGAUUGAUUGUAAUAUAAUG
This is a messenger RNA of Schistosoma haematobium, 2206 nucleotides long. RefSeq names its product Mitotic spindle assembly checkpoint protein MAD1 (gene MAD1L1). Lineage: Eukaryota; Metazoa; Platyhelminthes; Trematoda; Strigeidida; Schistosomatidae. Gene Ontology annotation, biological process: attachment of mitotic spindle microtubules to kinetochore; mitotic spindle assembly checkpoint signaling. Gene Ontology annotation, cellular component: mitotic spindle; nuclear envelope; kinetochore. The transcript has 15 exons. The record is from RefSeq and is a predicted model, not a curated record. The coding region runs from base 45 to 2162 and encodes 705 amino acids.